AUGACUGACGUAUUUGAAAAUCGUCGUCUUGUGAUGAAGCAAGCUUGUGAGUCCCACUGGGCGUUGAACCUGGGUAAAAAACUAAACACCUGGUCCAUCCUCUACGACAACCCAAAGAACAUGGUGUACUGUCACGUUGCCAAGGCCGGCUGUACCACGUGGGGUCGGAUAUUCAGCUUCAUCAGUCGUGCAGAUGAGAUGAGACGGCUGAAUAUCACAUCCCCGUUUGAAAUACAGCGUAGAAAAGUCCACUAUGGGCCUUUGCUUCCUAUUGGAAAUAAAAACUGGGAUAAUCUAAAACCUGAACUUCCUACCACGGCCAAAAAGUUCAUGUUCACCAGAGAUCCGUACGCGCGGCUGUGGAGUGUGUACCUGGACAAAUUCUACUUGCCAGAUUUUUUGGACUACUACCUGAGUUACAAGAUGCAUAAUUUAACCAAAUGUUUGUCAAAUAAAGAGUUAGUCAGAAGUAUGUGGUAUGUUUUUCAAGCCAAUGGUCACAUACGAUCAAGCUCUCAAUUUCCCGAAGACCUUCCUGAUUACACUGAGCCAACUGUUCGCACAGUUUUAGAGAACUUGGUUAGGGGAAACCCGAUCACAAAAGAGGAAUCCCAAACACAGAGACGGUCGUCACUUGUCGAAGCGUAUAAAACUGUGACGUCUGCGCAUGUCAGAGCUAUUCAAGAAAAAUUUCAAGCUGAUUUUGAAAUGUUUGAGUACGACAUACGACCACCAAUUUAG
Molecule: messenger RNA, 741 nt
Organism: Physella acuta
Lineage: Eukaryota; Metazoa; Mollusca; Gastropoda; Physidae
Product: carbohydrate sulfotransferase 12-like
Biological process (GO): carbohydrate biosynthetic process
Cellular component (GO): membrane
Molecular function (GO): sulfotransferase activity
Source: RefSeq, a predicted model, not a curated record